Messenger RNA from Encephalitozoon cuniculi GB-M1, 489 nucleotides. RefSeq lists its product as uncharacterized. The coding region runs from base 1 to 489 and encodes 162 amino acids. The record is from RefSeq and is marked provisional. Gene Ontology annotation, cellular component: mitochondrion. The transcript has a single exon. NCBI's taxonomy places the organism in Eukaryota, Fungi, Microsporidia, Unikaryonidae. Gene Ontology annotation, molecular function: flavin-dependent sulfhydryl oxidase activity; flavin adenine dinucleotide binding.
AUGAAGAGGGAGCAGAGCUAUGGAAGGAUUCUAGUAGUGCUGGCUGCCGCAUGGGUCACAUACAGAUGCUAUGGACUGAUGGUGAGGGACAGAGAGGGAAAGGUUUCUAGUGAGCUCCUCGGCGGUUCGGGCAAGUCUGAGAAUCCCCGGACAGAAAAGCUGAGUAAAAAGGAGAUAAGAGAGAGGCUUGGAAGGUCGACAUGGACAUUGUUGCAUACAAUGGGAGCCAGAUAUCCUGCAUUCCCGACCUACCAGCAGAAAAAGGAUACCCUGAGCUUCAUUCACCUGUUGUCGUCCGUGUUUCCGUGCGGGGAGUGCACCAAGCAUUUCCAAAAGCUACUGAGCGAUUAUCCCCCAAGGGUUGGAAGCAACGAGGAGUUCAAGACAUGGCUGUGCGAGGUUCACAAUGUGGUCAACAGGAGGUUGGGAAAGACGGUUGUUGAUUGCAGGACUGUUGAUGAGAUCUGGGACUGCGGAUGUGAAGCCUAG